GAAAGAAGAAAGUAAAGCCUACAUGGUUGUUUGUGUGUCUGACGCUGAGAUAUACCUGUGGAUAAACCUGAAAAACAUAAUACAUAAUCAACUUUUCAAGCAGCAAAUCCAACUAUGGAGAGUCAUCAGACCACAAGAGAAGCACGUGCUGGGUCUGAACACCUGGAGGAUGCUGGGAACUGUCGGCAGAACAUCAACCAGGAGCCGAACCUCUGUUGUUCUCUCCUCAGUGAACAGAAGAAGCUGCGGCACGUGUUGGACUGGGCUCACAGGUUCCUCAGCAGCGGAUCAGAGCUUCACCGAGAACUCUGCAGAGCUGACAGUUUGAUUUUGGCAACUGAGAAGGAUGAGGAGAAGAGGGAAACUGAGGUAUUUGAUGGCGGGGGAGCAACAAGUUAUGAGAAUCGGGAAAAAUGUAAAUUUCUCUGUGGAUUUAAAUCUCCUUUACAAGACGAGCCCGACGUUCCCUUCUCCAGGAGAGAUGACGUAACUUGGCCUGAGAACAGAGAAACUGAAAAUAUCAAAAGUAUGAAGCGACAGCACAGCAUCAAUAAACAAAGUCCCAGCCAAAGCUACUGCACAACAAACAGACUGAACAUAUCUAAUCAAAGACACCAAACACACGUAUCUGACAGCAGCAAGAAUCAGACGCUUACAUCUGCAACUUGUUCGAUCGAAGGAUCCACAUCAUGCCGGAGCAAUGUCAUUUGUAAAAAGAGAACAGUGUCAUCAAAAUGUGACUCUGAAGAUGUAAGUUAUAAAAUAAAUGGAGCUCAGGAAGGAGACAUGUCAGACAAUCAAAAGGAAGUGAAGAAACAGGUUGAAGAGAUGGUGGAAGGGGAGGAGGAGAAAAGGGGUGCUGGGUUGGAGGAAAUGGAUGGAAACAAAAACCAAGGAACCUAUUUAGCUUUUCUAGAGUUUGCAAAUGAUAAAAUGAGCCACAGUGAGAUUCCCUGUCACUUGAAAACACCCUCAGAUUUAACUGUGUAUGAGCAGUACCAGCAUUGUGUGGACCGACUGCAUCGCCUCAGAUUGAGACCAAGUAUUGAAGCGGGAUGUUUCGCAGAUUCACCUGCACGAGGGAAGAAGACGUGUGAAGAAACUGCAGCACCAGCCCGACCUCCAUCUCGCUCUAAGCUCAACUCCUCAACCACAAAUCCUGAGGUUGCAAAAUACUUUAGUGAAGCAACAACAAAAACAGACGACCUCUAUAAAAACAAGGAGAGGACCAAAAGCGGUAGAUGUAGGAGGGCGACACUUACUAAACACGAGGAAACCAAACACCGCGACAAUCUGACUCUAAGGAAAAACAGAUGUUUGGGUCGGACGAGCUCUGUUUACUGCAACAAACAUGGUGAUUUCAUGAAGAGGCCUGCAGGAGCCAAAACCUCCAUCGAUAAGCCUGUUAACGCACACGUAGAGGACUCAACAGGAGAGGAGAGAGCUGCACCUCCUGCUAAUUCAGUUUUACAGCCAAAAAGGACUGAACUACAUCCAGGCCUGAAAUGUCACCAAAGUGAUGUCAAAGGUCAAAAGAAGACAACUGGAGGUCGAGGUCCACAGAGGUUUAAUGAGAAGUCAAGCAUGUCCCUGUCUUCACUCACAAAUGGGGGGAAAUUGCCAAGACCUCAGUCAGUAGCAGCAAUCCAACGCACAAAAAGGCCAAACGCACAAACGCACACAAAGAGACACACACCAGAGGACGGCAUGAAACACGCAUCGCCUUACAGGGAUACUCCCACAGGCCUGGAACCUACACGUCACAAUGAUGACACCAGACCGACAUCCCCGGCCUCAGACACAGCUGCCCACGGGAGCAACACUGACUAUAAACACACUGUAAGAAAUAUUUCUUUAUUCUAUUAUAAACCUACAAACAAUGUGAUCACAUUUACUUGA
This is a messenger RNA of Hippoglossus stenolepis (Pacific halibut), 1899 nucleotides long. RefSeq lists its product as uncharacterized. The coding region runs from base 115 to 1899 and encodes 594 amino acids. The record is from RefSeq and is a predicted model, not a curated record. The transcript is spliced from 4 exons. Lineage: Eukaryota; Metazoa; Chordata; Actinopteri; Pleuronectiformes; Pleuronectidae.